Molecule: messenger RNA, 1221 nt
Organism: Oncorhynchus masou masou (cherry salmon)
Lineage: Eukaryota; Metazoa; Chordata; Actinopteri; Salmoniformes; Salmonidae
Gene: p2rx3a
Product: purinergic receptor P2X, ligand-gated ion channel, 3a
Exons: 12
Coding region: 1-1221 (406 amino acids)
Biological process (GO): calcium ion transmembrane transport; response to ATP
Cellular component (GO): plasma membrane; nuclear inner membrane
Molecular function (GO): ATP binding; purinergic nucleotide receptor activity; extracellularly ATP-gated monoatomic cation channel activity
Source: RefSeq, a predicted model, not a curated record
AUGCCUAAGAUAUGGGCUUUUAUUACGGAUUUCUUCACCUACGAGACGACCAAGUCGGUGGUGGUGAAGAGCAGGUCUGUUGGAAUCAUCAACCGCGUCGUACAACUACUCAUCAUCAUCUACUUCCUAUGUUGGGUCUUUUAUCACGAAAAGGCGUACCAGGUGAGAGACUCGGGCAUCGAGUCUUCAGUCAUGACCAAGGUGAAGGGCUUCGGUUACCAUAACAACCGUGUGAUGGAUGUGGCGGACUAUGUCGCCCCUACACAGGGUGCAGCAGUGUUCUGCAUCAUCACCAAGCUCAUCAUCACAGAGAACCAGUUCCAAGGAUUCUGCCCGGAGAGUGAAAGCAAGUACAAGUGUGACACAGAUGAAGAGUGCGACAAGUAUUUGGGGAGCUCCACUGGAAACGGAAUAAUAACUGGUGCCUGUGUGAACUCCUCUAAAGGACGACGCUGUGAGAUGGAGGGUUGGUGCCUUGCAGAGGACGACAAAGUCCACAUGCAACCAAUGAUGGAAGUGGAAAACUUCACCAUCUUCAUCAAGAACAGUAUCCGCUUCCCUAUGUUCAACGUUACCAGAGGGAACUUCCCAUCAUCCCUGAAUGCGACUUAUAUCAGGAGCUGUACGUAUGACCCAGAGCACAACCUCCACUGUCCCAUCUUCAAGGUGGGAGAAGUGCUGCGCUACACAGGACAGAACUUCUCCACCAUCGCUCAGACAGGUGGAGAGAUUGCGAUCAACAUUGAAUGGAAGUGUAAUCUGGAUGAGUCAGAAGAGAGAUGUGAACCACACUACUCCUUUACGCGGCUUGAUGCUGUGUUUCAGAAGAAUGGCAUCGCUAAGGGAUACAACUUCAGAUUUGCCAAAUAUUACAAAAAUGAGAAUGGGACGGAGUUCCGCACUCUCCACAAAGCCUACGCCAUCCGAUUUGACAUCCUGGUCACUGGCCUCGCAGGGAAGUUCAACACAGUUCCUACUCUGAUCAACGUAGUGGCAGCCUUUACCUCCGUGGGAUUGGGUACGGUCCUCUGUGACAUCAUUCUUCUGAACUUCCUGAAGGGGGCAGACCAAUACAAAGCCAAGAAAUUUGAGGAGGUCUCUGAGUCACAGAUACAGAUAUUACUCUCUCGAGAAGGUUGCAGCCAGCUGUCAAUCCAACCAGAGGAGAAGAUUUCAGACGACUCGGGAACGGUCUCCCUCUGCCUGGACCAGCAGCUUUGA